Molecule: messenger RNA, 1944 nt
Organism: Puccinia graminis f. sp. tritici CRL 75-36-700-3
Lineage: Eukaryota; Fungi; Basidiomycota; Pucciniomycetes; Pucciniales; Pucciniaceae
Exons: 4
Coding region: 1-1944 (647 amino acids)
Biological process (GO): double-strand break repair via homologous recombination
Cellular component (GO): cytoplasm; chromosome
Molecular function (GO): four-way junction helicase activity; 3'-5' DNA helicase activity
Source: RefSeq, a predicted model, not a curated record
AUGGUCGUCAUUUCGUCUUCAGCAAUGCUAUCAAGGCCAUCACCAAAGAGAAUAUGGACACCGACCGGUAUCAAUGUACAUAAGAAGGUCUAUGAUAAGAGCGAUGAUAAACUGAUAGAUCACAUUAAAAAGACAUCCUUGGAGUGUUACGGUCAGCCAGCAAAAGACAAGCAAUUCGAGGCAGUCUUCAACCUUGUGCAAGGCCGAAACACAUUUCUCUUGGCCGGGACAGGCUUUGGAAAGUCUCGGAUCGCUGAGAUCUAUUACAAGAUGAUCCCACUGAAGUCUUGCGUGGUCAUACUUGUUCUAAAUCCGCUCGACUCACUUGGAGACAAUCAAGUUCUGGAAAAAAAGCAAGCUGGCUUUACGGCAAUCAAACUCACCAAGCUUACGUUCAACCCCGAUGUUGCCCAAGAGAUAAUGGACGGAGUUUACCAGUUUGUCUACUUAAAUGAAGCCCACAUGGUGUACAUAUGGGGCCUGGUUGAGAGUUCAACAUCGAAGAUGUCAACUUCGGCCCACUUCCGAUUUGAGGACUACGGGAUCUUCCGCCCUUCUUAUGGUAAACUCGGGGCCCAGCUCUUGUUCCGAAAUGACAAGCCAAUAUUGUUGCUCUUGGCAACAUGCCGUCCGGUGGCUGUAGAUGCAAUUAAGAGGAGCUUAAAACUGAACGACAACAGUGUUGACAUCAUCCAAGCGGAGCUAACUAGGCCAGAAAUCCGAAUCAUCCGGGUGAAAAUGGAAAAAUCUCUUGCCUCUUCUCUCAAUGUGAUCAAGCUAUUCCCUUCGCAUCAUCAUGUGGCCGAUGCCAACAUGGUUCCGGCUUUGAUUUAUAGUGGUUCUCGUAACCAGGCAUUGACAGUGAUGGAAGUAAUUGACAGGGCGCGCGAGACUCCAGGAGGGGCCUCCAUUCCGAAUAGUGGCUGUGUACGGCGAUUCCAUUCUUGUACCGGCGAUGACGAUAAAUUAACUUGUGCUGAAGAUUUUGCCGCUGGGAAGUUCCCACUGAUAUCAUGCACAAUGGCGCUUGGCCUUCGUCAAAACUGGAAACAAGUGUGGAUGGUAGCACACAUGGGAAGAGGAAAUCCGGCUAAUGUCUGUCAGAUGAUUGGCAGAUGUGGUAGAGACGGCAAGGCGGGGUUGGCUGUGAUGUUUGUGGAGAAAACACGUCGAGGAGGGAAGAACACUGUUGACCGGUUCGUGCGUGGUCAACCCCAGACUGAUUUGGACCGAAUGGAUGCAAUGGCUAUCACUCCGCUCUGUUUGCGAGUGGCUUUUUCAUCCUACAUCAAUGAACGGGCCCGUGAGCAAUCGAGUGGGAUGCCGAAGUGUAAAUGUUCCAAUUGUGCCCCUCAUGUGGUUAGAUUGGUACUGGAAGGACUCUUUGCCGCGAAUAACAGCAACUUUGACGACAUAUUAGACGAUUUGUUUGCACCCUCGAUGCCAUACAACUUGAAGCAUAAAUACCCCACAAAGUCGUCUUUGGUGAAGAAGCGUAAAUUCACCAAAGAUGAUGAUGACGAGGUCGAUCACUUUGCGUCUCAUCUCUUAAACAAUCUUUAUCUCUUCUACGAUACGGAGGUCUCACCGGGUGGAACUAUACAGGUGUCAGACUUGUUUGGGAAAGACGAUGAUUUCAAGUCCAAGCCUCAGCCGAUGAACACAUCCACUCGCACUUUGACUCAACCAACCAAGAAGCCCAGGAAAUCAGGCAGUGCAUCGGCCCAGGCCAUUCCUACUACAGCAAUGGACGUGGGACAGGCCCCUUCCCCUAGGCCACCUACUAAGAAGGCGCUUGCUCAGGAGGAGAGCAGACGUAAAUCACUCGAGAGACAGGCCGCAAAGAAGAUGGAGGAUGAGAAAAAAGAGCUCCGAAGAAAACAGAUUGCUCUCAUCAUGUCUCAAACGUUGGCCGAUCAUUCAACUAAUCAAGAGGUGGAGUAG